Yarrowia lipolytica CLIB122 is the source of this 897-nucleotide messenger RNA. RefSeq lists its product as uncharacterized. Gene Ontology annotation, cellular component: cytoskeleton. NCBI's taxonomy places the organism in Eukaryota, Fungi, Ascomycota, Dipodascomycetes, Dipodascales. Gene Ontology annotation, molecular function: actin filament binding. The record is from RefSeq and is a predicted model, not a curated record.
AUGCAAAUGUACUUGGUAAGCAUCUCUUCUUCAACUUGCACUACAGUACAAGUAUUCGUACUACAACUACACAACAAAAUGAGCCCAGCGGAAGUCGUCCAACCCGAAAACAAAUUUGCCCACGGAGCUCCCCACCCCCACCAGAUCCCCAAGAUCCAGGGUCUGGAGAAGCGAAAGUGGAUGCUACAGCACAUGGCAGGAGCGUUCCGAAUCAUGGGCCGAAAGGGAUACACUGAGGGAUCUGCCGGCCACAUUUCCAUCCGAGACCCCAUCGAUCCCAACACCUUCUGGAUCAACCCUAUCGGAGUGCACUACAGUCUCAUGAAGCCCUCCCACAUGGUCCAUGUUGAUGAAAAGGGUAACAUUCUGAAGGAUGGAAACCAGGCGGCAGUGAACACCGCCGGAUUCCUGAUCCACUCCGCAAUCCACAAGGCCCGUCCCGAUGUUGACGCCGCCUGCCAUACUCACAGCAUUCAUGGAAAGGCCUACUCGGCAUUCGGCAAGGAGUUGGAGAUGAUCAACCAGGACGUCUGUACUUUUUACAAGGCUCACUCUGUCUACCGCGCCUUCGGUGGAGUUGUUCUGGGCGAUGAGGAGGGCCACAAGAUCGCUGAGGCCCUGGGUGACAAUAUGGCUGUCAUUCUGCAGAACCACGGCCUUCUCACUGUGGGACGAACCGUGGACGAGGCGACAUACCUGUUUACCCUGAUGGAGCGAUCCUGCGAGGCUCAGAUGCUGGCCAACUCUGCCGAAUGCAAGGGAUUCCAGAAACAGUUCAUCCAUGACGAGGAGGCUCAGUUCACCUUUGAUAGCAGCUGCGAUAUGGGCACUCUCUACGCCGAGAUGCAGCCUGACUAUGAGUACGAGCUGCACUGUGAGGAUUUCCGAGACAUGUAA